GAAAUGAACAACAGUCAUGGUACGACAAAUGAUGAUUAAACGUUGACCAACGGUGCGCUGUGUAAUUCGGUAAUAAUAAUUCAAUGUUAUUGUGAUUCACAACGAGGCUCAGAUUUAUAAAUGUCAAUAUCAACUUGUGAACUCACUUAUGUAGAUUGAAUAUGGUGAUAGAUUUGAAAGUAUAAUGGAAACCGAAUCAAGAGACAAUUUGGCUCCAGAAUCUCCUGAAAUUAAAGUUUACAAGUACCGAUGGGUGAUGUUAAGUAUUUUCUGUUUAUUUACCAUCAAUAAUUUUGUACAAUUUUUGGAGUACUCCAUUAUAGCUGAUAUUAUAACUAAAUAUUAUGGUGUUGAUAGUUUUGCGGUGGACAUUUCUGGAUUAAUUUUCUUUAUAAUGUAUCUUUUGGCAUUUUUACCCAUAAGCUAUUUAAUAGAAAAAUACAGCAUGAAAGUGACGGCUAUAACAAGUACAAGUCUCACCCUAAUGGGUAAUUUGGUAAAGCUGUUGUCAACUCCUAAGGAUAAAUUUUAUUUAGUAAUAAUUGGACAGGGUUUGUGUGCAAUUGGCCAAGUCUACAUGAUAACAAUUCCUUCCAAGUUUGCAGCAAUGUGGUUCGGAGCAGAAGAAGUGUCCACUGCUUGUGCUCUGGCAAUCUUAGGAACACAGUUUGGAGCGGCUUUGGGUAGCAUACUUCCAACAUUAAUGGUAAAAGAUGGUACCGACGACGAAGUCGCCAACGGACUAAUGACAAUGUUAAUCUUCCACGCAGUUUUUUCAGGCGUUACAUUAGGAAUCGUAAUUUUAUUUUUCAGGUCAAAACCAGAAGUUCCGCCCAGCUUGUCACAAUUAAACUUGACACAAGAGUUUAACUUUAAGGAACUAUGGGUGUCUUUAAAGAAAUUACUUAGGAACAAAGAUUUCUUGAUAAUCAUAAUCUGUUUUGGGAUGAGUAACGGAUUAUGGAACGCUUUUGGCAUUGUUCUUAACAGUCUUUAUACAGAAUACUUUCCUAAAAACGGAAGAGAUGCCGGCAUCAUCGCCUCCAUUGCCAUUAUAACUGGUGGAUGUAUUGGAAGCCUUAUCUUUGGUCUCAUCUUGGACAAAACUCACCAAUUCAAGAGAGUUACGUUCCUAACUCUUCUGGCUUCGUCGAUCUCCCUAAUUUGCGUAUUGGUGGUGUUUGAGAACAAGUCAAGGGUUGGCACGUUCAUUGCUAUACCAGGAUUUGGGUUUUUCUUGGCAAGCACCCUAGUGAUAGGAUUUGAAUAUUCCAUAGAAGCGUCCUAUCCAAUUCCCGAAUCUCUCAGCUGUUGCAUUUUGAAUGCAUCAAUUUAUAUAUUUGCUAUAAUCAAUACCCUUAUAAUGGAAGUUUUAUUCGACAGCAUAGGGUAUAUGUACAGCAUAGUGACAUGUAUUGUUGUGAUAUUUGUUAUGUCCUUGUUAGUUUUGUUAAUGUCUUCUAAUUUAAGAAGACGAGAUGCAAAUUUAGCCAAAGAAAUAACCAAUUUGCAACAGUAAUUUAUUAUUUAUUUGUAACUUUUUCACAAGCACUUUUUACAUUCCCAAAAUAAAUGAUCGUAGACGAAAAUUCACUACA
Aethina tumida (small hive beetle) is the source of this 1598-nucleotide messenger RNA. RefSeq lists its product as uncharacterized. Gene Ontology annotation, molecular function: heme binding; heme transmembrane transporter activity. Gene Ontology annotation, cellular component: membrane. The record is from RefSeq and is a predicted model, not a curated record. Gene Ontology annotation, biological process: transmembrane transport; heme export. Lineage: Eukaryota; Metazoa; Arthropoda; Insecta; Coleoptera; Nitidulidae. The transcript is spliced from 9 exons. Bases 185 to 1519 code for a protein of 444 amino acids.